Molecule: messenger RNA, 1185 nt
Organism: Prunus mume (Japanese apricot)
Lineage: Eukaryota; Viridiplantae; Streptophyta; Magnoliopsida; Rosales; Rosaceae
Product: putative pectinesterase 15
Biological process (GO): pectin catabolic process; cell wall modification
Molecular function (GO): pectinesterase activity
Source: RefSeq, a predicted model, not a curated record
AUGCCGUCCUCUCUCUCCUCAACUUCUACUAUUGCCAAAAGUGCUCAAAAUAGUUUCAAGCUUGCUAUAUUUGAUGGGGUUUUCAAGAAAAGUGGUGAGACCUUAUUGUCUACCUUGAGAAGCAUUGUGUCCAGACACCACCACCACCACCACCGCCAGUGGAGCCCUAAAUGUGCCAACACAAAAUGGAAAUUUAGGCUCGUAUCUGAAUACAAUGUGUCCCUUGUUUUGACAGUAGGCUUAGAGGGUUGCACAAAUUUUAGUAGUGUGCAAAAGGCAGUAGAUGCUGCUCCUGAGCUUAGCAACUAUAGAACCCUCAUCAUAAUCGAUUCGGGUACUUACAGGGAAAAGGUGACGGUGGCUGCUAACAAGACCAAUUUGAUAUUUCAAGGUCAGGGCUAUCUUAACACCAUCAUAGCAUGGAAUGACACAGCCAAUUCUACUGGAGGGACGGCUCGUAGCUCUUCAGUUGCCAUCUUUGCUCCCUAUUUCACUGCCUACAAUAUUAGCUUUCAGAACACAGCUCCGCCACCAGGUCCUGGAAGAAUUGGAGCACAGGCAGUGGCACUAAGAAUUGCAGGAGAUCAAGCUGCAUUUUAUGGGUGUGGCUUCUAUGGUGCCCAAGACACGCUUAAUGAUGAUCGUGGGAGGCAUUAUUUUAGUGAAUGUUUCAUUCAAGGGUCCAUCGAUUUCAUUUUUGGCAAAGCUAAAUCACUCUAUGAGGGGUGCACCAUUAAUUCGAUAGCAAAUCCAGUCAAACGGGGGAUAAGUGGAGCCGUCACGGCACAAGGAAGGCAGUCGGCGCAGGAGCAAAGCGGAUUUUCGUUUGUGAAUUGCAGCAUUGGAGGAAGUGGGAAAGUGUGGCUUGGUCGAGCUUGGGGAGCUUAUGCAACUGUGGUGUUUUCUAAAACAUACAUGUCUGAUGUUGUGGCUUCAGAUGGAUGGAAUGACUGGAGAGACCCCUCUAGAGACCAGACAGUGUUGUUUGGGGAGUACGAUUGCAUGGGAUCGGGCGCAAAUUAUACGCAUAGGACCUCGUAUGCAAGGCAACUCAAUGAAUCUGAAGCAGCCCCCUUCGUGGACAUUUCCUACGUUGAUGGAAAUGAGUGGCUUUUACAUCCUCCACCCUUCAAUCUUCAUGAUGAGCACUAUAAGCACGAUGAUCAAUUGACUCAUACUUUCUAA